CAAUCUCCAACAUGUGAAUGUGGCUAUGAAUCUGAAAACAUUGACCAUAUACUAUGGGAUUGUCCCAGAUUUUCAAAUCAAAGAUACUCACUUAUCAACAAACUCAACCACUACCACUCAAAAAAAAAGAAGAAUACACCAAAAGAUACAACAUCACUGCUAAAAAAUCCAAAUGAAAAACCAGCAAGAAUAAUUACUGAAUACUUGAAACGCUGCAAUCUACAAAUUUGAACUCUAACUUGAAUUUAAAUUCAAACCAAUAAGUUUAUGCAAGACAAUCCAAACCUACAUUACCAUCAGUCAAACAUGCAAGGUGGCACAUCGGAGUCGCAGUCCGCUCUUGGACAGCAAUCCACAGCCAAUAACAAGAAGAAGAAGAAGAGUUGACGUUUGAGAUUUGAUAAGUGCGAUAGCGUUCAUAGCGUUCAUUCUGAACACGUGAAUAGUAAUAGUUUUUUUGUGUCUUUGACAUUGAUCAAAGUUAACUAGUCGAUAUAGUAUUAUUCUUUGCAAAAUGUCAAAUGCAGCACUUGAGGAGAAAAAUAAAAAGAUUCGUGAGCGUAUGCUCAAUUUGAGUGAAGUUGUUAUCGGUCCUUUUCCUCUUGAUUCACCAUGGCUUCGACCAGUGCGAAUGAAUUUUAUACAAGAUGGGAAACCAAAAGCUUGGGAUUUGAUGAGAGCACAUGAAAGUGUAAGCAUAAUUAUAUUCAACAUCAGUCGGAAAAAGCUUGUUUUUGUCCGACAAUUCCGACCAGCUGCAUAUUUUGCUUGCCUACCAGAGAAAGAGGCAGUGAUCGAUUUAGAAAAAUAUCCCCCAACACUUGGUCUUACAAUUGAACUUUGUGCUGGUAUCGUUGACAAAGAUAAACCUUUAGUUGAAAUUGCUCAGGAUGAACUUAGAGAAGAAUGUGGGUAUGAAGCACCUGUUUCAGCUUUUCAGAAAAUUAUAACUUAUAGAUUUGUUUCAUCUUCAGCGACCAAGCAAACGUUGUUUUAUGUUGAAGUAACGGACGAGAUGAACAUACAUCCAGGAGGAGGAGCUGAGCAUGAAGGAGAAUUAAUUGAAAUUAUAGAAAUGAGUAUUGAUGAAGUUAAAAAUUAUGUCAAUUCUGAAGAAGUUUCCAGUCCUCCAUGCUUUCUCAAUGGUGUUGCAUGGUUUUUGAACAAUAAGAAAGAUAGAUACGCAUAAUCAAAAUUGAUAAUUUGAUUAAAAGUGUAUAAGUUUUGGACAAUCUAUCGUUAGUGAAUUUCAAAAUAAUUUAUCAUUAGUUUAAAUUUAUUUACAAAGAGUAUAUGUACAUUGUAUAGCCGUCUUGGCAGAGUCAUGAUAACACAUUCGUGGUAGUUGGCUUGAGAUCAGUUUGAUUUAAUGUUGAACAUUGUUCAGCCUCAUCUUUUGUAAACUGAGAGCUGACCCAUGCAAGUCCCCACUUUAAGUUUGUCAGCAGAAAUUUUAAGGCCUUGGUCCACUGUUCCUCGGAAUUAAAUUGGAUUCUGAAACAUUGUAAAUAUUUCUGUCAUACUUGUACUUAUUUUUAAAUGCUGUAAUUAUAGCAAUCAAAUAUUCCAAACAUAUUUUCAUAAGGUAAUAAACGUAUUUAGAAUAAAGAUUUCAUUUGUCUUACAAAAUUAGCCAAAAUAUAUAAAACAAACACCAAUAUCUUACUUGAUUGAAUAUGAGUUUCCAGUUGCAGAAUCUUCAAUUUUUCCUCGUUCCAUUCUGUAUGGAAGGCAAAAUCCACUGUCACCUUUUUCUACCUGUUCCUUAAAUUGUUGUAAACAGUCAAGAAAGGCAACCAUAGCAGCAUCAAAUUUUGUAUCCCAUAAAAACUUGAAUCCACCACUGCCGUAUAAAGGCAGCUCUUUGUGUUGAUCAAGGACUUCAAUGUAACUGUGAUUACCAAAUGGUACUAAUCGAAAUCUUUGAAAUGUUAAAUUCAUUUUCCGAGCCAAAGCAGUUAAAAGUAAAGUUGUUUGUCCCCAUGCUGCAUUAAUUUCGCUCCAGUCAACAGGUGCACUUGGUAACCUGCCUAAUCUGAAGGAAUUUAUAGUGCCAAAAUGACCAGAGUGCCAGAUGUGGAAGGUGGCAUUAAAAACAUUGGUCUUUUUCAGUCUUUCAAGUUGUGAUGCUGCAUAGGCCAGCUGACAUUCCAAACUGAAAAUAUUUUACACAUUAGUACAACUUUUUAAUGUACAAAAAUAUUUUAGUGAUAGAUACAGCAAAAAGAAAUUUUUGAUAAUCAACUUGUAAAUUUGAUUUAUAUCCAGAGUAAUUAUUUUGUAGUAGUUUUAUACUCUGAUGGUAAUCACAAUGCUAUUUUCAAUCUAUAUAAUGUAUAUGGUGUAUACAAUUAUGAGACAUUAAAUAAUGUUACCUGCGACAUUCAUCUUCUGCUAAAAUAAGAUCUCUCCUAUGACGUGAAAAUUCUCUCCAAUAUCUUUCUUCCUCGCUUUGCAGCCUUUCUCUCUCUCUUUCUUGUUCAGCGAUGGCAUUUUUCGUAGCUGCCUCUUCUUUCCUCAAUGCUUCUAGCUCCCUAAUCAUUCUUUCUUCUUCUGCUUUGACAUCUUGCAGUUCUUUUUCCAAAGCCUCUAUUUCAGUUUCUUCAUUGCCUUGUUGUAACUGCUCGGCUUCUAAUUUUUUGAGGUAUUCGUUGUAAUCAGACCAUUCACCUUCUGUAAGCCUAAGUUGUUGAUCCAUUAGCAUCAAUAGGCUAUCAGUACAUUCAUCACAUAAUGGAUGAUCAGCCGAACUACUACUACUGAGCACAUCGAACAACGUUGCUCGCACCUAUGCAUGAACCAAUAUUUGUAUUAGCUAGUGUCAAUAAAUUAUUUCUUAAUUAUA
Messenger RNA from Nasonia vitripennis (jewel wasp), 2845 nucleotides. Its product is annotated as uridine diphosphate glucose pyrophosphatase NUDT14. The coding region runs from base 515 to 1189 and encodes 224 amino acids. Gene Ontology annotation, biological process: ribose phosphate metabolic process; nucleoside phosphate metabolic process. NCBI's taxonomy places the organism in Eukaryota, Metazoa, Arthropoda, Insecta, Hymenoptera, Pteromalidae. The transcript is spliced from 3 exons. The record is from RefSeq and is a predicted model, not a curated record. Gene Ontology annotation, molecular function: UDP-sugar diphosphatase activity.